AUGGCUGUUCCGGAAGUUGACAAGAAAAUUAUUGGAGAGCUUGAAGCAAUGGGAUUUCCAAGACCUCGAGCAACAGGAGCACUUCAUUAUUCUGGCAAUGCUAGUUUAGGGGCUGCUAUAGGUUGGAUCGUUGAUCAUGAGAAUGACGCCGACAUGGAUGAGAUGCCGUUGAAAAUAAUUUCCAGUGGGAUUUCAUGGAGGAUUUACUCUCAACUGGUCAACUACUCACAGGAGAGGAUUCAAUCUGGUAAGCAACUCAUAGAAGCAAAGCGAAGUUUAGAAGAAAAUGAAAGAAAACGUAAUAUAGAGUUUCGGAAACCUGAGAAAGAGGAAGAGAAACGAGCAAGAGAAAGAAUUCGCAGGAAACUAAAACAGGAUAAGUUAGAAAGAAGGGUCAAUCUUGGAUUGCCACCUGAACAGCUUGUAGCUGAGAAACGCACACCUGCAGUGAGGAUAGAACAGAAUCCAUUUCCAGUCCGUUCUGUUGCAAAAUCAGAACGUUUGAGAGAAUGUUUACGGUCCUUGAGGCGCAACCACAAGGAUGACGAUGCUAGAGUGCGACAAGCCUUCCAGACCUUGCUGAUAUAUGUUGGAAAUGUUGCAAGGAAUCCUAAUGAAGAAAAAUUCAGGAAGAUCAGACUCAGUAAUCCGUUAUUCUUGGAUAGAGUUGGGAGUUUGAUUGGAGGAAUUGAGUUCCUUGAGCUCUGUGGGUUUGAGACAACUGAAGGGGGAGAGUUUUUGUAUCUUCCUCACAAUAAGGUUGACAUGGCAACAUUAAACUCAGCUGCUUCUGAGCUGAAGUCUGCAUUGAUAAACCCGUUCUUUGGCCUUCUAUAG
Prunus mume (Japanese apricot) is the source of this 837-nucleotide messenger RNA. NCBI's taxonomy places the organism in Eukaryota, Viridiplantae, Streptophyta, Magnoliopsida, Rosales, Rosaceae. The record is from RefSeq and is a predicted model, not a curated record.